AGCGCAGCCCAAGGCAGCAAACUCGGCGCUCUCAGCGCAGUCCUCGUCGCCAAGCGCCACGCCAUCUUGACGUGCAGCGCCUCCCCAAGAUGGUGCUCGCCUCUUCGUACGGCCAAGCACUCGGCAGCAACCUCCAACUCCGCUCGGCCCUCGCUCUCCUCGCGCCGAUCACGUUCACAAUCCUGAUCGGCGCCGGCUUCCCGCAGUUCGAGAUCCAAGACAGCGUCGCUGAGCUUUGGAUUCCCGACAGGUCGUCUUAUGCGGCAGACAGGGAGUACCGCAUCGAGAAUGGCGCAGGAGAAGUGACGACAAACCUUCUCGUUCUGGCCCGCGCACGCGAUGGGCACAGCACGAUGCUCGACGCGCGCUCUCUGCUCGAGCACGACGAUGCUAUGACGCGAAUCUACGCGACCACGGUCAACGUCCGAGGCAACGCGUACGACCUGUCCGACGUUUGCCUGACCGCACGUCCCUACCUUCUGCCGUGCGUGGUGCCGACCGUCCUCGAUUGCUUUUAUGAGGGAAGCAGCGUCGUGGAAUGGCAACCUCUUGUGCUCGGACUGGCCAUGGGGGCGCCGGACGCGAUCACGAUCCCCUGCGGCCUCGUCUCCCCCACUCCGCCAAACAUCACAUGCGGCGAGCCGUCCACGGCCCUUUACGAAACCCUGCUCCACCAAGGAUGCACUGCUGCUGCGCUUCCCUCCUGCAACAGCACCGCUAUGGAGCAGUCGGCAAAGGACGCGAUUGUGUCGGCGGCAAUCCUCCAGUCCGGCCUCAUCCCCGCCUCGCCCUACGACUCCAAGCCGAAGCUGCGCGACGGCGACGGCGCCCUUCUUCCUGACGCAGAGGUGAGAGCGGCCGUCUCGGGAGAGUGCUUCGCUUGGGACGGCGGCAGCAUCUACGGCGAGGUCAACAAGGAGCUCGUCGUCGGCAGCGCAAAGGCCAACGCCAGCGGCUUCUAUGAGUAUGCGGGCGCUAUUCAGGCAGUCUUCGUCCUCACCAACGGCGCGGCGGUGCAGCAGCGCCUGCGCGCUCGCCCCGAGACCGCGGGGGGGGCGAGAGACAUCUCGCUCGAGGAGGCGAUGGAGGUACUCGAGGCGAUGAAGGCGGCGCUCGAGGAGUCGGCGGUGGCAGAGCAGGCGGGUCCGUGGGAGAGUGACCCCGACCCUGCUCGCGUCACGCGGACCCUGCAUUCGGCCUUCUCGGACGACGCGGUCGUGCCGGGCACAUUCACGCAGACCCUCCGCGACGAGACCUACAGCUCGAUCAACAUCAUGAUCGUCAACUUUCUCCUGGUCGGCGCUCUCGCGGCCCUCUUCUUUGUCGACUGCGCCUCCGCCGUCCGCUCGCGCGUCCUCCUCGCGCUCUCUGGCGUCGCGCUCGCCGUCCUCGCCUUCCUCGCCUCGCUCGGCCUGGUGGCCCUCGCCAGCAUCAAGCUCAACAUCAUCACCAUGUGGGUGCUCCCCUUCCUCCUCGUCGGGAUCGGCGUCGACGACAUGUUCAUCAUCACCUACGCAGUCGAGCGGCGGCGGGGCGCCAGCGGCGGCGCCGCGCCCGCGCUGGUGCUGGGCGAGGUGAUGGCGGAGGUUCUCGCGCCCGUCUCGCUCACCUCGCUCAUCAACCUGAUCAUGUUCGCCGUGAUGGCGCGCUCGGACCUGUCGGGCGUCUACGAGACAGCGUACGUUGCGAUGGUCGCCGUCACGAUGCUCUGGGCGGCCAUGGUGACCGCCUUGCCCGCGCUCAUUGCCUUUGACCUCCACCGCCAGGCGUCCCGGCGCAGCGAGCUCUGUCCCUGCAGCGCCGUCGCGCCCGCGGACGCGGGUGCUGAUCUUUCGGAACGGUCUGCCAGCGUGCUCGCCGACAAGUACUGCUUCCGAGGCGCCUACCUCCGCGCCCUCUCCAAGUGGCGCGCCUCGCAGCUGCUCGUCGGAGUGCUCUCCGCCGCGCUGCUGGCGACGUGCGCCGUCAAGGUGAACGACCUCCCGCUCGGCCUCGAGCUCAACGACUUUGCUCGUUCCGACACUUGGGUGGAGGUGUACUUUGUCGACCGCUCCGAGCACUUCCCGCUCUGGCCGAUCAGCAUGAACUUUGGCGCCCUCGAGUACGAGAACCCACUCUCGCAGCUCGGCAUGCUCCGGACCUGGGAGAACGUCGCCGCCCUCCCCGAGGUGUCCGCAAGCCCUCGUUCGGGCCUUGUCUGGACGGCGUCGAUGGCCGCGUGGGCGCACCCCGCGAUCGGAUGCGUCCCUCCCGCGAACGCCCUCUACACGUGCGGGCCGGAAGUCGACCCGAACUGCACGGCCACGUUCUACCCAAACGUUUACGGCCUUAAGACCCGGGCGGACGGAGGCGUCUGCGCCGACUUUGCGCGCGAGCCGGCGCUCGCGGAGUGGGACGGCGAUCUGUACGCCAUGUUCGCUUUCGCGCACACGAACAUGUCGCCUGUGCUGUGCGCCAUAGUGGACGGCUUUGGCGUCUCGUGCUCACCCUCGAACCCCGCCUCGAUGAGUGACGCCGCCGCCUCCCUCGCGGGCUACAAGCCUUCGGGCCACACGGCGUUCUGCCCCGUGCUCGACGUUGCUCCGGCCACGUUCGACACGUGCGCGAGCCUCUGGCUCCAGCACGACCCGAACUACGCACUGCUCGGCCCAGAGAUCAAGCAGGCCUCGCCUGGUGCCUUUGAAGCGCCGGUGCUGUUCAGCCAGGUCGGCGGCUCGCAGACGAACGCGGUCCACCUCUACACCACAGAGGAUUACCUCACGCUGAUCCGCAACACGCGCGGCCUCUGUGACGACUCCGGUGCCAUCCAGCCGGUGAGAGCGGCCGGUGUGUACGACGUCUCCGUCGGCCCGCUCCACUGCUUCAUGAGCGGCGUCCCGUACGACUACUGGGAGCAGUACCUCACGAUUGAGACGUUCCUGCUCACGACGAUCCUGUACGCCUCCCUCGCCGCAGUGGCGGUCGCCUGCGCCUUCCUCGCAUGCGAACUGCUCUCCCUCGGCUGGGCCGCGACCGACGCCCUCCAGGGCGCCGUCGUGGGCGCCAUCCUCAUCGCCGCCGCCAUCGCCGCCUCGGUCGUGUCGGUGGUCGGCCUACUCGGCUGGGUCGGCGUUCCCCUCAGCGGGAUCAGCGCCAUGUCGUCGCUGUGCGCGGUCGGGUUCGCGACCGAGUUCGCGGUGCACAUCACCCACGCCUUCCUCGCGAGCGGCGCAUCCGCCGCCGCCGCGCGUGCGGAGGCGGCGAUGCGGUCCCUGUUUGUGCCGAUGCUCCUCGCGUUCCUCUCGUCGCUCCUCGGCAUCCUCCUGCUGCUCGCGACCACCUUUGGCUUCGUCUUGAACUACGUGUUCAAGCCGAUGAUUUGCUGUCUGGCGCUGACCUACUUUUACGGCUGCGUCACGCUGCCCUUGCUACUGCAGGCCCUCAACUGCCUCAUGCCCAAGCCCCCCGGCGCAAGCGCCGCAGACGCGUCCAAGGCGGCGUCGGGAGCCACUUUUGCUGCGCCGGACGCGUCGGUGAAGGCGGGGCAGAUGCCCGUCGGUGAAGGCGGGGCGGCCCGGUCAGUUGUCUAAAGUGCCGCCGUGCGCGGGGCGACAGCCCGCCGCCUUUCAGGGCAGAUGUGGAGCCGCGCGGCUUCGGUUCCUAGAAGUAGAACUCGCAAUGGCGUCGUGGUGGUGUGAAGGGCGCCGCCAGUGCGACCGGGGCGCGCGAGCGCCGCCACGCAGCGCCCGGGCGAGCGCCGCCAGCGUCCGUGGGCAAGCCCCGCCAGCUACUAGUACUACGCGUACUGUACGUGAGUGGAGAGUCGUUUGUGCAUGAGUGGAGUCUCGUAGAUGAGUGGCUGCCAGUUCGAGACUGUGGGGCCGAUCGAACUUGAGUUGUUCGGAGGAGAGUAAUCUCCGGCACGGGUACAAAAAAUUACCUUACCUGUGUUACCUACGUACGGCUCUAAAUGCUAAAGGAUAGCGCGACGCGCGCGAGCCUCGUCGCGACCGCGAGGGCGCGCAGCCAUUGGUGGGCUGCGGGGAGAGGUGUGAAGGCUCCGAGCGUAGAGAAGACGUACCCGGGACUACAUCAAUCUAUAACAC
Molecule: messenger RNA, 4085 nt
Organism: Emiliania huxleyi CCMP1516
Lineage: Eukaryota; Haptophyta; Isochrysidales; Noelaerhabdaceae
Exons: 7
Coding region: 90-3569 (1159 amino acids)
Biological process (GO): smoothened signaling pathway
Cellular component (GO): plasma membrane
Molecular function (GO): hedgehog receptor activity; smoothened binding; hedgehog family protein binding
Source: RefSeq, a predicted model, not a curated record